Messenger RNA from Acaulospora morrowiae, 267 nucleotides. Lineage: Eukaryota; Fungi; Glomeromycota; Glomeromycetes; Diversisporales; Acaulosporaceae. The record is from the annotation of a GenBank genome assembly.
AUGUGGGAACUUCGCCGAGGUGUUAAAAAGGUUAUGGGGGUAGUUGUUGAUUCACCGGAUGGUAAAAGAAAUAAAUGUUGGAAUCACGUGAUACUUGAUUUUAAAUGCAAAUAUCCUGUUUACAACGGGAAUCAUGGUGAUUAUGGAGUACCUGGUGAAUGGUGGCAGAAGUUCUACAGGGAAAAUCCCAAUGCAACAUAUUCUGAAAACGAUAAGGGAGAGGAAUUUCUCAUGAGAUACAGGAUACAGGAUACAGGAUACAUACAA